This is a messenger RNA of Parnassius mnemosyne (clouded apollo), 1635 nucleotides long. The record is from the annotation of a GenBank genome assembly. NCBI's taxonomy places the organism in Eukaryota, Metazoa, Arthropoda, Insecta, Lepidoptera, Papilionidae.
AUGAAGGCUAUUGCAUUGCUGCUCUGUCUGGCUCUAACCCGCGACAUCGCGGGCAGCAUCUUCCGACAUGAGUACUAUCCUCAAAGGGACCGCUUAACGGUCCAACAGCUGGACUACAACGAUCAACAGUCAACCACACGAAACGAGAAAACACACCAAGAGUACAACCAUAAGUACCACCAUCACCACAGUUCCAGCGGGAGCUCUGAAAGCAAGGAGAAGCCCUUUGAAGACAUGAACAACGACUACGCCACCAUUCAGUCUGUGAAGAAUUGGAACACGCCUCUGUUCUCAGCAAUCAUAAACCCGGAUAAUGCAAGGCCGACGUAUGGAGACGUUAUCACCUGGAAAGGCGUACAAUUUGCCGCUGGGCCUAAUUCGCCCGUUAGUGACCAAAAGGACAUAGAAAAAAUCUUCAAAGAAGCCUAUAAUACCAUGAAGCACUUCACUGAGGCGGAAAAGAAGGCUUUCCACGCUGCUUACCAGACCGCCCACAAAAUUGAAAACGAGGACGUUCAUUUGAACUCAUCUCAAUUACUCAAAAAGUACCAAUACCACGUUGAAGAAUAUACGGUCAAAACCGACGAUGGCUAUUUCCUCAACAUAUUCCGUAUCUUACCGAAGCAGUAUGAGGAUGUAGAGUACAAAAAAGAUAAACCAGUAGUUUUUCUCGCUCACGGUCUACUCGGAAGUUCUGACGACUGGCUGUUGAUGGGUCCGAAGAAAUCCCUUGCAUAUAUGCUCUCCGACGAAGGCUACGAGGUCUGGCUCGGCAACACACGUGGAAAUAAAUACGCCAAGCGUCAUGCUAGCAAGCACCCAGCGCAACCAGACUUCUGGCAGUACAGCAACGACGAAGUCGCCCUCCAUGACACGCCAGCCAUGAUCGACUACGCCCUUAAGAUAUCCGAACAGAAGAAACUUUACUACGUUGGCGUUUCCGAAGGAGCAACAACCAUCUUCGCUCUAAUGGCUUCACGACCAGAAUACAACGAAAAAAUUGCCAGUGUACACGCCAUCUCCCCUAUGGUAUACAUGACGAAGGUCCGAAGUCCGCUUCUGCGCAUGAUCGCUCCUAACAGUCCCUUCUAUGAACGUUUAGAAUACCAGUUAGGAAGGGGCGAAUUCAAGCCUUCCAAGGAACUGAUUCAGACGUUAGGCGGAGACAUGUGUGAGAGGGAAAUUGGCUGUAAGAACGUGUGCUCCAACGUUUACUUUGUAAUGUCCAGCGUUGGUGAUGUGGACGUUGAGCUCAUUCCUGUUAUCAUGGGCCACCAUCCAACAGGCGGAUCUACACGACAGAUGCAACAAUAUGGACAGGCUGUCGCAUCUCAUGAAUUCAGGAAGUUCGAUUAUGGACCAGAAAUCAACCAGAAAGUCUAUGGAACAGUACAGCCACCGAAGUUCGAUAUGUCGAAAGUUCAAGUACCGGUCGCAUUGUACUCUUCGAAGAUGGAUUGGCUAUCACACCCUGAUGACGUCGAGAGGCUCUACAGGGAGCUCCCCAACGCGAAAGACCACUACAUGGUAGCCGAUGACCAAUUCACUAAUAUGGACUUCCUGUUCUCUAAGAAGGCGCCCCAAUUUGUUUACGAAAGACUGAUCGAAAAUAUCAAGCAGGAUUCAACAAUGUGA